UUCGGUCUUCUUUUCUGAAUUUUUUUAAGGUAAUUCUAAAAACGAGAACAGAGUUUCUUCAUCAACGAAUACUGAAAGUUAUCGUCACGAACAGUUUCUAACAUGGGUGAAGUAGAUUUCUUCUGCAACUUAAUAGGCUGUAGAAAGCCGUUGUUCACGUCCGCAUGGGUAACAAAGUGCUCUCAUAUCUUUUGCGAAGAGCAUGGUAACAUGAUCUCUCAAAAUCAAGUUUGUCCCGCUUGCAAUGAAAGUCUUCUGGGAAAUCACGAUGCAACUAUUCAGAACUUAAAUCCUCCUGACAUUUUCAGAUCGAUGGUGCUGACUGGGCUGAGACCUGACGUAAUAGUUGACAUCAUUGCACGAUCAAUGGCAUUUCGUACCUACCAAAUGGCGCAAGAAAGAGCUUACUACGACUCAACAAUUCAAACCCUAGAGACACAGAUGAAUAAACUUGAAGCAGCGCAUAAAUCAGAGAUCACGAAGAUGGAGAAUGAAAUGGCAGUUUUGAAUAAAAGGCAGCAACAACUUCUGACAGAAUUGGAGACUCAAAAAUUUAGAGUUCAGGAGCACGAAAGGAUCCUGAAUGAAAAAAAUCGCCAGAUUCAGACAAUGCAGAUGAAAUAUGAGUCUUUACGAUGUCAUGCAUCCUUCCAGCACUUUCAAAGUCAAGAAUCAUCUUCACAGCAACCUCCUCCGCGAUCAUUUGGUCAAAGGCUAGUUCCUCCAGCACAGCCCAAACCCACCGCAAAAACUUACAUGACACAGGAUUGUUUACUGCAGGGACUCAGUCAGGGCUACAGGAAUCAACCUACUAAUUGUAACGAAGCGAGAGAAAAGGUUACAAUACAGGAUAGUUUUCUGCAGGGACUCAGUCAAAACUACAGGAAUCAACCUCCUAAUUGUAAUGAAACAAGAGAGAAGGCUAAUGAGACGGGUUUCAUGCUUAACAACUUCAGGACCAAACCUAGAAUAUCUCCAAGUUUUCCUUUUUUUCGAAGUGAUAAAAGUUAGUCUUUUUUUUCUUCACAAAAAUCAAC
Molecule: messenger RNA, 1037 nt
Organism: Bemisia tabaci
Lineage: Eukaryota; Metazoa; Arthropoda; Insecta; Hemiptera; Aleyrodidae
Product: E3 ubiquitin-protein ligase CCNB1IP1
Biological process (GO): reciprocal meiotic recombination
Cellular component (GO): synaptonemal complex
Molecular function (GO): ubiquitin protein ligase activity
Source: RefSeq, a predicted model, not a curated record